Benincasa hispida (wax gourd) is the source of this 1949-nucleotide messenger RNA. It is a transcript of the gene TLP10, whose product is annotated as tubby like protein 10. The record is from RefSeq and is a predicted model, not a curated record. NCBI's taxonomy places the organism in Eukaryota, Viridiplantae, Streptophyta, Magnoliopsida, Cucurbitales, Cucurbitaceae. Gene Ontology annotation, molecular function: protein binding.
UUUCUGAUCCAGAGCUUUGAUUUUCAUCUUUCUUUCUGUUUUUCCAUUUCUGGGAUUUCAUUGUUCAUACCCAUAUCUUGGUUUCCUCUGUUACUUAGCCAAAAAGUUGAGUGGUUUUCGUUUUAGAUUUUCCCCUUUUUCUUCUUUUGUUGUAGCAAAGGGAGUUUUUUGUUGCCAGUCCUUUAUUAAUCAUUCAGAUCUUUCGUGGUUUGUUCUCAGUUCAAGAGCUUGAUCUGAUUUUAGCUUCCUGAUUGAGCUCGAAACAUCUGUUACAGCCAUAGGCACAUGACAACUGGUAUAUAAUCUACCAGGAAAUUGUUGUAAAGAGGCGUCAAGAUUUAGUAUUAUCAGUUUUGUGUAAAAUGUCAUUCCGAAGCAUUGUUCGUGAUGUGAGAGAUAGUAUUGGGAGCUUAUCUAGACGGGGGUUCGAGGUCAAGUUGAGUGGUCAUCAUAGAGGAAAGUCCAAUGCAUCGUCACUGAAUGAUCUACAUGACCAGCCUCCUGUUGUUCAGAAUGGCUGCUGGGCCAGCCUUCCACCCGAGCUGUUGUAUGAUGUCAUUCGAAGACUUGAAGAGAGUGAAAACACGUGGCCUUCACGAAAAAAUGUCGUUGCCUGUGCUGCAGUAUGCCGUUCUUGGAGAAUUAUGUGCAUGGAGAUAGUUAAAGGUCCAGAAAUUUGUGGGAAGCUUACCUUCCCAGUGUCGCUAAAGCAGCCCGGACCACGCGAUGGAUCUGUACAGUGCUUCAUUAAGAGGGAUAAAUCCAACCUAACAUACCAUCUCUACUUGUGUCUUAGCCCUGCUCUGCUGGUUGAAAAUGGGAAGUUUCUUCUCUCUGCAAAGCGUACACGAAGAACUACUAGCACAGAGUAUAUUAUCUCGAUGGAUGCAGAAAACAUUUCGAGAUCAAGUAGCUCUUACAUCGGAAAACUGAGGUCGAAUUUUCUCGGAACAAAAUUCAUUGUCUAUGACACUCAACCUCCAUACACCGCUGCCCCGCUCCCUCCUCCUGGGAAAACUAGCCGUAGAUUUUAUUCAAAAAAGGUUUCGCCAAAAGUCCCAACUGGCAGUUACAACAUAGCCCAUAUAAGUUAUGAACUAAACGUCUUAGGCACACGGGGACCCCGGAGAAUGCACUGUAUAAUGCAUUCAAUACCAGUGUCUUCUCUCGAUGCUGGUGGCACUGUUCCAGGCCAACCCGAGCUCCUCCCUCCCAACUCUCUCGACGACUCGUUUCGUAGUGCAUCCUUCUCCAAGGCCCUAGAUCAUUCCAUGGAGUUCAGUAGUGCUAGAUUUUCUGAAAUUGGGAGGGCAGCAUUGGAUGGCGACGAGGAGGGAAAGAUGAGACCUUUGGUUCUAAAAAACAAGCCCCCAAGAUGGCACGAACAGCUGCAAUGUUGGUGCCUCAACUUUCGUGGGCGAGUAACCGUUGCAUCAGUGAAGAACUUUCAGUUGAUUGCAGCUAUACAACCAGCCGCUGGCGCUCCAACACCGUCUCAACCAGGCCCACCCGAGCACGACAAGAUCAUUCUUCAGUUCGGGAAGGUUGGUAAAGACAUGUUCACGAUGGACUAUCGAUAUCCGCUGUCUGCUUUUCAGGCCUUUGCUAUAUGCUUGAGCAGCUUUGAUACCAAAUUGGCUUGUGAAUAAAGAAAAGUAUCCAAAGCUAAUGCAUAUGAUGAGCAGAAAAGAAAAAAAGUAACAACACCCCACUUUUAUGCCUCUUUUUUCCCCCCCUUUUUUCCACCCCCUUAACUUUUGGAUUUCACUCUAUUAGUUGUAUUCCUCUUCUUGUCAUUUCAUGGUUAGGUUAGUGAAAUAGUUAUUGUUGUGGCUAUUGGUGUAAAAGUUAAUUGUAACUGGGACAUCUUCCCUCAUAACAGCUCUUACAUGUGCAACUUCAAAAACUUUGAAAAGGAAUGAAGGCAAAAAGCCCUUUUUACCCCUCUC